UUCAUUCAUUACAUUCAUAUCCAUCUACUUAGCUCAUUAAUUACUUAAGAGUAAGGAAAAUACAGAAUGGGAAAAGAGAUAGUGAGAGCAGAAUCAUCAACCUUCAACUGGUCUUCAGAUGAUAAUAGAAUGCCUCUGUUGGCUUUGAACCAUGUUUCCUAUGUCUGCAAGUCUGUUCCCAAAAGUGUCGAAUUCUAUGAGCAAGUUCUUGGAUUUGCUCUCAUACAGAGGCCAUCUUCUUUCCAAUUUGAAGGAGCUUGGCUGUUCAACCACGGAAUUGGAAUCCAUUUGUUAGGAAAAGAGGAUGUGCAAUCAAACAAGGGGAAAAUUAAUCCAAAAGACAAUCACAUUUCGUUCCAAUGCACAGAUAUGGACCUUAUUAUUCAGAGAUUGAAUGACAUGGAAAUUGAAUAUGUUACUGCUACUGUAAAAGAAGGUGGAGUUACUGUAGAUCAACUAUUCUUUCAUGACCCAGAUGGCAACAUGAUUGAGAUUUGCAAUUGCCAAAACAUACCAAUUAUUCCACUUUCCUCUUGCCCUAUCAACAAUCUUCCAACCUUUCACCAAACAGCAAUGACUAAUUCUUUUUACGGGAAAGGAAGCAGUAAGAAGAAUUGCUUAGGAGAAAUGGAAUAUCUAAUGAUGGAGAACUUAGCCAUGAACAUGAUAGACAUUUCAUUUUGAGUAUAAAAUAUACCAUCUUGUACUAAAGAACGAGUCUUUUUUUCUAUCUAAUUAUUCACUGAAAAAAAUAUAUAGAAUUUUCAUUUGUUUACAUCAUAGAGGUUCAUGUGUACUAUUGCCACUUCAGUUGUUUCUAGAGAAUACAACGGUUCGAAUGCUUCUAUUA
Messenger RNA from Solanum dulcamara, 850 nucleotides. Its product is annotated as glyoxylase I 4-like. The record is from RefSeq and is a predicted model, not a curated record. Bases 67 to 684 code for a protein of 205 amino acids. NCBI's taxonomy places the organism in Eukaryota, Viridiplantae, Streptophyta, Magnoliopsida, Solanales, Solanaceae. The transcript has 3 exons.